Molecule: messenger RNA, 507 nt
Organism: Funneliformis geosporum
Lineage: Eukaryota; Fungi; Glomeromycota; Glomeromycetes; Glomerales; Glomeraceae
Source: the annotation of a GenBank genome assembly
AUGGCAAGAUUAACUUCAACACCAGUAAAUGAGAAUAAUAAUAAUACAUCAACGACCACAACGACCACUACAUAUCACCUUAACGCACGAUUAAAUUUUAAUCACAUUGAAUCCAACCCUUUAUUAAAAUCUCUUUACGAUCAAGUAGAUUCGAUGUUGCAACAACCUUCUGGUCAAGAAAUUACAAAAUUAUUUUAUGUGGUUCUUUCAGCUAUCGACAAAAAUUUUUCAAACCCAAAUUCCCCACUCUCAAUGAAUUCGGAAGUCAAUAAUUUGAGACAAUUGUUUAAUACUCCAAACGAUAGAAUGAGACUCACUUUAACUUUCCUGAGGUUACCGCAACAAUCUAGACUACAAUCCAACUCAUCUGACGGACCAUUGGCUUCUAAUUUACUUCCACCCCAUCCCGAAACUUGGUCCGAUACAACAAUGACUCCUUUGGUUGAUCAAGUAAUCAAAGAAGAAGAGUUGGAAGAUCUAUCAAGUGCCUUUGGGAACUAUCGUUAA